AUGUCUCUGUUCGGCGCGUCAGGCCGUGUGAGCGAGUGCUGCCCGCGCCUCGUGGAGCUGGUGGUCGGCGCCAACGGCAACUCCGUCAUCGACAAGCAGCUCCUGGACAUCGCUUCCAACUGCCAGCAGCUGUCGUCCCUCGGGCUGGCCGAGUGUCAGGUCACGUGCUCCGCGCUCGUGCACCUCGCCGAACGCUGCGGCGCGCGCCUCGCCCAGCUCGUCGUCAUGGAGGAGUGCCUCGUCGAGGACGCCGCCCACGACCUGGCCUCGGCGUGCGCCCGGGUGUCGGAGCUCCUGGGCCGGGACUGGAGCCCAGAGUUCAUGCCCAUGUGGUAG
Molecule: messenger RNA, 336 nt
Organism: Frankliniella occidentalis (western flower thrips)
Lineage: Eukaryota; Metazoa; Arthropoda; Insecta; Thysanoptera; Thripidae
Product: F-box/LRR-repeat protein 3-like
Exons: 1
Coding region: 1-336 (111 amino acids)
Source: RefSeq, a predicted model, not a curated record